CAUUUAAUGAAUUGGUUUUGAAAUUUUUCUUAGGUCGAGAGAUGUAAGAUAUAUAUAUACAUAGGUAAUAGGUUCCGUUCACCAUAUUAAGAGGGUCCUUCAUUCUCUGUAUUAUCUCCAUGGAAUCGGCACAAAACGGAAGCAACCCAAAUUGGGAAGAUUGAGGAACACAUACGGUAAAAGCACAUGGAAAGCGGUCGUCUCUUGUCCAAGAAUCACUGGCUCACGUGCAUUGUUUUCUGCUUUUUGGGCUAGGUUCUGGGCAUUUACUUCUCGGUUUAUUGGGAAUAAACGCAAGGCAUAUAGAAAGGCAUAUAUAUUUUCUUUUCACACAGGCAGGUCAGUGGCUGGUUCUUGUUGGUUGGACUCAACUUCAGAGCUUAGAUGGGAAUUCAGCUUUGUCAUGAAACACUUAUGCAUAGACUGGUCUGUGGAGGCAGUGGGUCAGAUUCGUCUUAAUCAAAGCAAAGAUAAUUGUGCCAUUCAUUUAAAAAUGAAUGUGAUUUGGCUUCUGUCAUUGUUGUUUCUCUGUUUUGGAGUAUUGUCAAAUGGGUCUCAAAAGAAUCUUUCUUCAAGACCAGCUGUUGUGAAUGUUGGGGCGGUUUUUACAUUUGAAUCUACAAUUGGAAGAGUUGCCAAGAUUGCCAUUGAGGAAGCUGUGAAAGAUGUGAACUCGGAUGCUGGUGUUCUCACUGGAACCAAAUUUGUUUUGACGAUGCGAAAUUCCAAUUGCAGUGGGUUUAUUGGCAUGAUUGGAGCUUUGCAGUUUAUGGAGACUGAAACCAUUGCGAUUAUAGGGCCACAAUCUUCUGUGGUAGCCCAUAUGAUAUCCCAUGUUGCAAAUGAACUCCAAGUUCCUCUGUUAUCAUUUGCAGCCACAGAUCCCACUCUCUCGUCUCUUCAGUUUCCCUUUUUUGUUAGGACAACACAGAGUGAUUUGUACCAAAUGAAGGCAAUAACUGAGCUUGUUGAUUAUUAUGGUUGGAGGUCGGUAAUUGCAAUCUUCAUUGAUGAUGAUUAUGGAAGGAAUGGUGUGUCAGCAUUAGACGAUGCACUUGCGGAGAAGCGCCUUAAAAUAUCCCACAAGGAAGGGAUUCCCCCGGGAGCUAGUGCUAGUCAAGGUGACAUUAUGGAUAUUCUUGUUAAGGUUUCAGUGUUGGAGUCUCGAAUUAUUGUUCUGCAUGUAAAUCCUGAUAUAGGUUUCAAAGUUUUUUCCGUGGCACGCUAUCUUGGAAUGAUGCAGAAUGGAUAUGUUUGGAUAGCUACAGAUUGGCUCUCAUCUGUUUUAGAUACCUCGUCCCCCCUUGCAUCUGAUACCAUGGAUUCAAUGCAGGGAGUUCUUGUUUUGCGUCGACAUACACCAGAUUCAGAUAGAAAGAGGGCCUUUUUAUCUAGGUGGAAGAAGUUAACUGGUGGUUCUUUGGGGCUAAAUUCUUAUGGGCUUUAUGCCUAUGAUACUGUUUGGCUGCUUGCUCAUGCUCUUGAUGCAUUUUUUAAUCAGGGUGGGACUAUUUCAUUUUCUAAUGAUUCCAAGCUACUUUCUAUAGGAAGGGGUAGUCUUCAGCUAGAAGAAAUGAAUGUUUUUGAUGGAGGAAUGCUCCUUCUUAACAAUAUAUUGAAGAGUAAUUUUGUGGGUUUAACGGGUCCCUUUAAGUUUACUUCAGACAGGUCCCUCUAUGCUCCUGCAUUUGAUAUUAUAAAUGUGAUUGGAACUGGGUAUAGACAGAUUGGUUAUUGGUCUAACUAUUCUGGUCUUUCAACUGAAACUCCUGAGGCACUCUACAGAAAGCCACCCAAUCGUUCAAGUGUAAACCAACGGCUAUAUGGUGUUGUCUGGCCUGGAGAGACAUUGUCAAAGCCUCGUGGAUGGGUUUUCCCAAACAAUGGGAAGCUAUUGAAAAUUGGGGUACCCAAUCGGGUCAGUUACCGGGAAUUUGUAUCACGAGUGCGAGGCACUGAUAUGUUCAAGGGCUUUUGCAUAGAUGUGUUUACAGCUGCUGUAACCUUGUUGCCAUAUGCCGUUCCAUUUCAAUAUGUUUCUGUUGGAGAUGGCCAUAAAAACCCGAAUUACUCGAAGCUUGUGCAUAUGGUUGCAGAGGGUGAGCUUGAUGCUGUGGUUGGCGACAUUGCCAUUGUCACUAGUCGGACAAGGAUUGUGGAUUUUACACAGCCAUAUGCUUCAUCUGGACUUGUUGUUGUGGCCCCAUUUAGGAAGUUGAACUCUGGCGCUUGGGCUUUCCUGCGCCCAUUUUCUCCACUUAUGUGGGGUGUUACUGCUUGUUUCUUCAUUGUUAUUGGGAUAGUUGUGUGGAUUCUGGAGCAUAGGAUAAAUGAUGAAUUCAGGGGACCACCUAAACACCAAAUCAUAACCAUUCUAUGGUUUAGCUUUUCAACUAUGUUUUUUGCCCAUAGGGAGAGCACUGUGAGUGCUCUUGGUCGUCUGGUGCUAAUUAUAUGGCUUUUUGUAGUUUUGAUAAUCAACUCAAGCUACACUGCAAGUCUAACCUCAAUACUCACAGUGCAACAGCUAUCUUCUCCUAUUAAAGGAAUUGAAAGCUUGAUAAACAGUAAUGAUCCAAUUGGAUACCAGGUGGGUUCUUUUGCAGAACAUUAUUUGAGUGAGGAACUCAACAUAUCAGAAUCUAGACUUGUUGCCCUUGGAUCACCAGAAGAAUAUGCCAAAGCCCUUCAAAAUGGUCCGGGAAAAGGAGGUGUUGCUGCAGUGGUUGAUGAACGACCAUAUGUGGAGCUCUUUCUCUCAACCCAAUGCAAGUUCAGGAUUGUAGGUCAAGAGUUCACUAAAAGCGGUUGGGGUUUUGUGUUUCCACGAGACUCUCCCUUAGCCGUUGACAUGUCGACUGCAAUUCUAGCACUAUCCGAGAAUGGGGAUCUCCAGCGAAUCCAUGACAAGUGGCUGGCAACAAGCGCUUGCAGUUCAGAGAGUACUGAGAUUGAAUCUGACCGACUUCACCUUAAGAGCUUCUGGGGCCUCUUUCUUAUAUGUGGGUUAGCUUGCUUUGUUGCUCUUGUCAUAUACUUCUUUCAGAUUCUGCGCAAGUUUCGCAAUGCUGCAGCCGUGGGAGCCAAUUCAACUGGUACGGGUAGCUCACGUUCAGGGCAUCUCCAGACACUUUUCUCGUUAAUGGAUGAUAGGUCAGGCCACACAAAGACUGGGCAUAAGAAGAGAAUAGAGAGAUCAUUAUCAGAAAAUGAUAAAGAAGAUGAGUUGAAGAGUAACCCAAAGAAGAAGCCAAUACGAAAUUCCUUAGAGAUCACCACCAGCACAAGUGAGUAAAUUCAUUUUAUCACGUCACAUUUGAGUCAUCAUCUAUAUCCCAUGUUGUAGAUCACUCAACUGUCUGUUUAUGUAUUAUUGAGGCCAUUUGCUGUUAUACCAAUAUCUGCUGGAAGCAUUUUUCAUUAGAGGGCAAUAGCUGUUGUAUGCAUAUCAAGGAAUUUUGAUCAUGGCUAUGUAAACAACAAUAUUGAAGUAUAUAAUACUGAUUUUGCUGCCAUUCUAA
This is a messenger RNA of Vitis riparia (riverbank grape), 3521 nucleotides long. Its product is annotated as glutamate receptor 3.3. Gene Ontology annotation, cellular component: plasma membrane. The record is from RefSeq and is a predicted model, not a curated record. The transcript is spliced from 7 exons. Gene Ontology annotation, biological process: G protein-coupled receptor signaling pathway. Gene Ontology annotation, molecular function: G protein-coupled receptor activity; glutamate-gated receptor activity. Bases 404 to 3295 code for a protein of 963 amino acids. Lineage: Eukaryota; Viridiplantae; Streptophyta; Magnoliopsida; Vitales; Vitaceae.